Molecule: messenger RNA, 2221 nt
Organism: Colletotrichum navitas
Lineage: Eukaryota; Fungi; Ascomycota; Sordariomycetes; Glomerellales; Glomerellaceae
Product: HbrB-like-domain-containing protein
Exons: 1
Coding region: 358-1770 (470 amino acids)
Biological process (GO): TORC2 signaling
Cellular component (GO): TORC2 complex
Source: RefSeq, a predicted model, not a curated record
CAGCAGCAGCAGCAGCAGCAGCAACAACAGCAACAGCAACCGCAGCCUCAACAGCAGCAGCAGCAGCAGCAGCAACAUAGUCCAGUUCAUCCUCCGCCGCAGUUCAUCCCAGAUCAGAAGCCGGUAAAGCCAGAAAAGUCCAAGGUCAAGCUCUUCUCGCGCCCGGUCAAGAUCGGCACCAAGGCCGAUCCCAAAGAUAAACCACUUCCGAGCCCCAGCAAGAUCGGCAGCGCGCUCGCUUCGUUACAGCGGGGAAAUUUUAGCACGAGUAGUCUGGUUGAUACCAGCAGCCAGUCCAUAUACAACCUCAACAAUUCGUCUUCGGCCACCAUUCGCGCAGUUCCCGAAACACCCACCAUGGAAAAGGAGGGGAAGGAAAAGGAAAAGAAGCAUCAUUUUUUAUCACGGCAGAAGCACAAACUCAAGGAUGACUACCAUCUUCCGCUGUCUUCCGCAUCGAGCAACUCGAAACCUACAGACCCCAGCGCCCCCUCGAGUUUGUACAGUUUCAACUUACCCCCUAGCCCUGCCCCAACUGCAACGUCGUUUGGCAAGGCUCGGCGGGACAAAAAGACUGAAAAGGAGACCAGCAACCUCAACGUCGAAUCGAGUUCGCUUCCCGCAGAGUGGCCAGGGCCAAGCAGCCUACCAACUUUGACGCAUCAGUCGUCGUAUCUCUCCGAACCAAUUGACGCAGGCAAGUACGGUCUCAACAGCAUGGCUCUCGACGAUGCUUGGCCGUAUUUGAAGGCGAAAAUGCUCGUCAUCUUUGAGGGCGAGGACUUGCGACAGCCAGUGGAGGAUUUUAACAAAUUGGUCACGCUGCACAUACAAUACUGCAUUCAGCGCAGGUCACCCAACAUCAUCCUCGAGGACUUGCGCGAGCUCCUUGCGACCGGCUUUGCGUCUUUAGAUAUGACUCUCAGACGUACGCAAGAGGACAAGGUCAUCCCGGCUCUCGUCGAGAUGUGGCUCAUUACCUACACCUCCAUUCUGCCCUAUAUGCAGGCCGUCUUCCUACCUCUGGACCUUGAGUUCUCUGGCUGCGGUGUGCUCAUGAACCACGACCAAGCUCGUGACUUCUGGGGCGGCAUCAAGGCACCGUCUUCAGACAGCGCGUCGUAUGUCAGCCCCGCGUGCGCCGUCCUCGAUGUCCGCCGCAUUGUCCUCACAGCGUAUCGCGACAUUGUUAUCCUUCCCCGCUACGACUCACUCAAGGCUAUUUUCUCCCGACUAUCCCUCGAGUUCCUUCCGUCCUCGUUCGCCUCCCUGGCCCUCGCCUCACCACUGCCGGACCCGGCGCUCUCCUCUAGCCCGGCAGACACUAUGUCUAUGAUGCGCCCCGGAACGGCCAUGAGCCUGGACCCAUCCGUUGCGAGCUACAAUUCUAACGCGACGACGCUCCUGGGCGACGGCAGCUCAGGGGGUGGCGGUGGAGGGCGCAGCCGCGGACUCAGCAAUGUCAGCUACGCCAGCGCCGGUAGCGACGGGCAACUGCGGCCGUUCACGCGCGAGCAGAACGUCGAGGACUCUAAGCAGGUCACUGAGAUGGUCGGGCGUAUGCUACAGUGUAUGAGCAUUCUUGCUAGCAUCGGCGGCACUUCCGGCGACGGCAGCGACGAAGGCAACAAGCGGAUGGAGGAGCUAUGCCGGCUGCUAAAGCUCAAUUGGCUCGGCAGGGGCCGGACAGGGAGGAACCGGAGGGGUAUUGUUGGCGGCAGACGGCGGGAGAUUCCCGAAUCCAUCAGAGAAGGGCUGCGCGUUGUUUGAGGGGGAUGAUGGCCACUUUCCAAGUGGGGUGGGCUCCCCCCCAAAUGUUUUUUUCGGCGUUCGCAUAUGGCCUAUUGCAACAUAAACGCGGUGUAUGGUUACGGCCUCCGUGACGGCGUUUUAUUUUAUUUUAUGGGCGGCGGCAGGCAGGGGGAGGGCAUCUAUCACAAACACCAACGAUCAUAGCAAAGUGGUGUUUUAUAUGGCUCGUUUGGCAAGGCAAAAGUCAGAGGGGGAGAGAGGAUGGUAUCGGUUCCUGGAAGCCCCCCUGAUUCUAUGGGCGUGUACUGCAUGGUUUUUACAUGGUUGGAGCAUUGCAAAUUGAAACUGAUCAAGUACAUGACGUAAAUGUCUCAUCCAGCAUCUGACGUCGUUCCUAGGGCCUGAGACUGGCCUUCAAUCCCGGCGGCCUCGUGGUGGUCGAGACUUGAUGGAAGCAAUGUGAAGCCUG